Molecule: messenger RNA, 348 nt
Organism: Arabis nemorensis
Lineage: Eukaryota; Viridiplantae; Streptophyta; Magnoliopsida; Brassicales; Brassicaceae
Source: the annotation of a GenBank genome assembly
AUGGAUCCGCAGACGCAGAAUACUUCGUUGCAGCGACUCCAGAAUGUCGAGAGGCGAGUAGUUAGGGUUUUGGAAUUAGCAGGUGGAGUGAUGGAAGAACUCGCGAGCCCUUCUGGGCCUAAGAAAGAGUUCGUCAACAGUCAUUGCCGAGAGUUUAUGCAAUCGAUGAAGGAUAUUCAAGGGACACUGAGGGAAGAGAUCAAAAGUGCGUGCGAGUACCGUCCCUUUGAGAAGUGCGAUUACAGUGCAAGAAUAGCUAAUGAGAUCUGCUUCCAGAAGCUUGAAUAUGUUCUCACACAGCUCGAUGAUCUGAAACAAACCGCUGACCGAUAUCCUUCUUCCGAUUGA